AUGGAUGAUGGAGGAGGUGAACCCGAGGCAUUGAGUGAUGAUGAUAAGUCAAAGAAAUUAGGGGAGGAAUGCUCGGGUAUAGUAGUGUUUGAAGGUGUGGAAGGCACAACAAUUGUAUCAUCAGAGAUGGAUUCUUGGGCUUGGGGGAGCGAGAAGAGUUUGCAACCAAGAAGGAAAAGGAAAAAUGGUUUCCUGAAAUGA
Messenger RNA from Prunus armeniaca (apricot), 201 nucleotides. The record is from the annotation of a GenBank genome assembly. NCBI's taxonomy places the organism in Eukaryota, Viridiplantae, Streptophyta, Magnoliopsida, Rosales, Rosaceae.